Messenger RNA from Rangifer tarandus platyrhynchus (Svalbard reindeer), 774 nucleotides. NCBI's taxonomy places the organism in Eukaryota, Metazoa, Chordata, Mammalia, Artiodactyla, Cervidae. The record is from the annotation of a GenBank genome assembly.
AUGGAUGCGUGUCUGAGCUCCGAGCAGCAGCCCCGGCCCCUGGACGAGGCUCCGAGCCCCCCGGAUGACGAGGCUCUGCACACAGAUGGCACCAGCAGACCCCCAGGAGAUUUUAACGAGAUAGAAGCAUCGCUUCGAAGCCUCCAGAAAUUUGUUCCUACGAAUUAUACCAGCUACACCCAGGAGUAUUAUCAGUUUGUGGGCAAGAAGAUUGUCAUUCAAGAAUCCAUCGAGAGUUACGGAGCAGUGGUGUGGCCGGGGGCCAUGGUGUUGUGCCAGUAUUUGGAGGAACACACAGAGGAACUCAAUCUUCGAGGUGCUAAGAUACUGGAAAUCGGUGCUGGACCAGGCCUCGUUUCCAUUGUGGCCAGUAUUCUAGGGGCUCAAGUCACGGCGACAGAUCUGCCUGAUGUGCUGGGGAACCUACAAUAUAAUCUCCUAAAGAACACACUCAACUGUACCACGUAUCUGCCGGAAGUGAAGGAGCUGGUGUGGGGGGAGGGCCUGGAGCAGAGCUUCCCCAAGUCCAUGCUUUCCUACGAUUAUGUGCUGGCCUCCGACGUGGUCUACCACCAUUACUUUCUGGACAAGCUGCUUGCCACCAUGGCAUACCUCUGCCAGCCAGGAACGGUGCUGCUCUGGGCCAACAAGUUCAGAUUCAGCACUGACUAUGAAUUUUUAGAUAAAUUCAAGCAAGUUUUUGACACGACACUCUUGGCUGAAUCUCAAGAGUCAUCAAUCAAACUCUUUAAAGGAAUACUAAAAUGGGACUGA